AAAUUCAAAAUAAAUUGUGAGGUUAAGAAAAAUUGUAAUCUAAAAUUUGUGAAAACAAAAAAUUUAGCCAUGGAUAACGACCUAAACCGUUCCGUGAGGUUCCUAGAAGAAGCCCUGUCCACUCCCAGUCGUCGACUACACAAAAAACCAGCGCCCCAGAGGCGUUCGGAUUGGAUCGAGGAUGUUACCUACGUGAUGGCCCCUCACGAAAUUGAAAAUCUGAUGCACUGCCAAAGUUUCUACGAUCAAACCAUGAACGAUCUUAUGCACGUCAAUAGAACCCUUACAGGUGAAGUUUUACAGCACCAGAACCCUUGGACGUCGACUGUAGAUCGUUUGUAUAUUGAGUUUUUCGAGGUGCUCCAAGGACAAUCUGAAGCUCAAGAUUCUCUCGAAACGUUGGCAGAACUUGCACGGUGUUGUUCAGAUGCUUUAAAUGUACUCAAAGGCUUAAAGUCUCAAGUAGCAGUCGGUGCUUUAGAAGAGGAAAAAUGGUUGGAAAAAGAACGUGACACUUGGAGGUUGUUGUUUAUUUUGUACCAAGACAGGCUUAUGAGUCAAAAUUCAAUAGAACAAAUCGACCAGGUUCAAUAUUUUGGGAAAUCUGAAAGAAAUUGCGUGCAAAAUUUAUUCAAAAGGGACAACCUAAUCAGAGAAUGUCAACUUGUUAUUGAUUGGUUAGAAGCAGAAGCUUGCGGAAAAGAUGAAAAAGUAUUGCACAUUCCUGAUGCAGUCGGUUGGGAAAACACUUUACAUCAAAUAGAGUCUAAUAAAAAUCUUGCUUUUGGUAGUUCCAGGCCUGUAGUUGAUCAAAUGGACCCUGAUGCACCUCACUAUCUAAAAAAGUCACUUCACGAUCUUGAUAUGGAAGCUGAUGAGGGUUUGAGCAGAAAAAUAUUCAAAGAAAUUAGAUGUGGUAGGUUGGAAGAGGCUCAAAAACUUGCAAGUCAAUGCGGACAUUCUUGGAAAGCUGCAAUUUUUGAAGGCUGGCGAUUAUUCCAUAAUCCAAAUAUAAAAGAAAAUGAUUGUGCUGAAAUAUCUGAUGAUGAUGGAUAUGAAGAGAGGAGCUCAAAUGAAUUCAAAGACAUUGAAGGUAAUGGCAGUAGAGACAUUUGGAAAAUAAUGGCUUUGAGAUAUAGCAAACAAGAUUGGAUUAAUCCUUAUGACAAAGCAUCUGUAGCUACUUUCUGUGGUUACAUUGAAGCCAUAUUGCCUGUAUGUUCAACUUGGGAAGACAAUUUAUGGGCCUACAUGAAAUCAAUUGUUGAUAUUCGUGUGGAAUCUGAAAUAAGAGAUUGCUGCACCAAAAAUAACAGCUAUUUACCACUACCAGAAGAGUAUUGGCUACAGCGUCAAUCUUUGAAUGAUGUUUUCAGCAAUUUGGCCUCCUCAGAAAAUAGAGUUGUGAGGGAAGAAGCUAAAGAACCCCAGCAUGUUGUACAAAAACAUAUAGUUUUAGACGAAAUCAUGGUCUUGCUCAAGGAAUUAGAAGAAUGGUCUGAGAGUGCAAAUGUUUCUACUCAAUUUUUGAGAUUUGCUGCACAUUUGGUCUUGUUUUUAGAUCAAAUUGGACAAGCAAACAGAAGAGAUUGUGUUGAGGCUGUUGUAGAAGCUUACAUCAAAAGAUUGAUGAUGAUGGGAGAAACCCAAUUGGUUGCUUAUUAUGUGAGCAAACUGAAUACUUUAAGUCAAGUCCAUAUAUAUGCCAAGCACUUGGAAACUAUUUUGGAGCAUGAACAACGAAAAGAAGCCUUGAAAUUUGCAGAAGAAUGCGGCCUAGAUGUUCUGGCAAUCACCAAGCAAAUUGUGGAAAAUAUUCGCCAAAAAUCUAGUGAUUUGAAUCUGAACACUAUUUUACAGAAAACAAUAACAGAGAGUGACAAACUUAAAAUCUCAGCAAUUGAUUGGCUGAUUUUCUAUGAAUCACAACGCAGUGAACUUUUAGCUCAAUCCAACGCAAUAAUUUUCUAUUUCUUGAUUUUGGGAAAAUUAGAUGCUGCCCAAUUAGCUUUCAAUAAAAUCCCCAAUGAUGCUGUUGAAACUGUUAUUUCGGAAGUAGGUGACAGCAAUGAAGAAAUUAAUAAGAUUAUUAAAGAACAUUUGGGCUACAAAGUUUAUUUGGAGUCCUAUGAAGCAUUUAACGAAUGGUUCAAGCAGGCUAAAAAUAAACCAGUUGUACCAGAUCAGCUGCACGAAAAUGCUCAAUUUCCUGAGAAAGUGGCACAUCAACAUAGAUUGUCUCAACAUAAGGCUGAAGUAGAACGCUGGAAAUUAACCACAACUCAUUUAGCUAAAACAGCCAAAACCCUCCUCUACAAUGUCUUACUGUUUCCUGAAGGUUGGCUUUCUGAAGCAAACGAAGGCGCUCAUAUAAGAAAAAUGAUCAUACCUGAAGUGACCUUUUUAUUGUGCACAGUACUGUAUGAAAGUGAAAUGUAUGAAAAGUGCGUUCAGCUUGCCGACAUUGUUGCUUCAGAAAGGUUCUGCUUGUAUAAAGAGUUCAACAAGCAACAACUUGGACGUUUUCUUACGGAAGUAGGCGAAGCUUCCAAGGUGCUUACUGAAUUAAAAAAGGAUCCUUGGGGCAACGAUAUGACUGCUUGAAACUAUGCAUUUGUAUGUUCAGUUUGUAGGUUUAAGUUUCAGUUUAUAAUUUUUUUAAAAAUAAAGUUUGUUUUAUGCGAUUUUGGUAAACGAAAUGUCGUAGGUAAAAUUUGAGAAUAUCACUUUGUAGAGCAGGAAAAACUAAAGGAUUUCCAAAUUUGAAAUGUAUUUCUAAAACCAACCGUUAUCUAAAUAUUUGGCAAAGCAGGUUUUGACGGUAUUCAUAAAUCGCCUUGUAUUUCGCGAAGCUAAGAGAAAUUUGGCAACAGCAAAUUGAUAAAUGACAGUAUUGCUAAUUAUUCAUUGGACUCUAUAAUGAACAUUGAACUAAUUAGUUUAUUAUAUCCCUAGGUACUUAGGUAGAUAAGUUGGUCAUAUACUGAGUGCUUUUAUAAAAAGAUUUGAAAUCUGUGCCCAAAUUACCUAUGAUGUAGGAACCUGUUUUUUUUUUUUUAAAUUACAGUUUGAAAUUGAAAUUAAACCAAUAAAAGCCUGGAAUGGAACGACAUGACAAUAUCCUUGCGUCAUGACGUCAUUUUCAUUAUUGACCUAGGUUUUUUUCAUUAUCG
Ceutorhynchus assimilis (cabbage seed weevil) is the source of this 3173-nucleotide messenger RNA. NCBI's taxonomy places the organism in Eukaryota, Metazoa, Arthropoda, Insecta, Coleoptera, Curculionidae. The record is from the annotation of a GenBank genome assembly.